This is a messenger RNA of Gastrolobium bilobum, 974 nucleotides long. RefSeq lists its product as uncharacterized. Gene Ontology annotation, cellular component: plasma membrane. NCBI's taxonomy places the organism in Eukaryota, Viridiplantae, Streptophyta, Magnoliopsida, Fabales, Fabaceae. The record is from RefSeq and is a predicted model, not a curated record. The transcript has 3 exons. Bases 130 to 741 code for a protein of 203 amino acids.
ACAAUUUCCCAGACCAAAACAAAAACCAAUAAUUUGGUACAUACCAUCAUUCAAUGUUCAAUUGUUCAUACUUGGAAGAUAAAGUGCUAUCAAAUUCCACGGAGUGUUUAAGGUCUUAAAAGAAAAGCCAUGCCCAUGGCAUUGCCAAUCUCAAAAGCUACCUGCUACACCCAUCUCCUACGCCAACUUCGUCAGCAUCAAAACCACGUCGUUUUUUCCCGCCGUUGUCGAGUCACCUGCACGGUGGGUCUCAUGCUCUUCCUCACCACCGUGUACAUUUUCUGGCCGUCCGAUCCUGACCUUAAGAUCGUGCGGCUGAAGCUGAAGCGGGUAAAGGUGCACCCUGUGCCGCGCUUCACCGUAGACAUCUCCAUGCUCCUCACGCUGAGGGUACACAACGCUGACGUGUACUCCAUGGACUUCGGAGCAGUUGACGUGGUCGUCGGCUACAGGGGAAAGAGCCUGGGGCACGUGAAGUCGAAGCCCGGGCACGUGUGGGCGAGGGGAUUGUCCUACGUGGAUGCUGACGUGGAAUUCGCCGGGAUUGGUCUGCUCCCUGAGAUGGUGCUGUUGCUGGAGGACCUGGCCAAGGGUACGGUUCCCUUUGAUACUGUUAGUCAGGUUAGGUUCCAACUGGGGCUUCUCUUCUUUCACUUUUCCAUGAAGGCAAAACUAUCAUGUGAGGUUUUGGUCAGUACACUAAACCAGACAAUUGUUCGUCAACACUGUCUUCAUGUGUGAUGAACCGAAGGGCUAGCCAGUAGCCACAAAGUGUCUGCAAAAGAGACAAAAGAUGUUAGCCCCCUCUCCAUAUUUAUACAUCCAUUCAAAUUUAGGUUGGUGCAAUGUGAAGCAUCACUGUGAGACCAUAUAUUCGUACUUAGUAGCUGGUUCCCCAACCCUUGUAUUAAAGUUACAUAUAUACGACGAUCAUUAUUGUAACAGCGGAUAAUGAUUCAGUCUUGUAAAUUAUG